CGCCGUGGCCCAUGGCUUUGACGAACGGCAGGCGCCCCUCCCCGGGUUUCCCCACAACGUCACGCGCUAUUGCGAGUCAUGCGAGGUUUGCCGACGCUGCAAAUCCCGCAACCAUCGUCCAUACGCAUACAGCGAGUUGCGACCCCAGUCCCGUUGCGGCGAAGGGAAGCGAUUGCCAUGGACAUUACCGGCCCGUUCCCCAAGCACAAGACCGGAGUGGAUGGGAUUCUCACGGUGGUCGACCUACUCACCAAGUUCGCCAUGUUUCUGCCUUGUCGCUAUCAUGCCAAGGCACCGGAGUUGGCCGAGGUUCUCUACGCCGGUUGGAUUCGGACCAAGGGUUACCCCAAGGAAAUCGUCUGCGACUGCGACACUCGGUUCAUGUCCGAUUUUUGGUUGGCACUCAUCAAGCGAUGGGGCUCAUCUCUCAAGCCCAGUUCAACUCGCCACCCUCAAACCGAUGGCCAGACGGAGAGGGCGCAUCAGACCACACAGGUUCUCCUUCGCACUCUCAUCCGCCCCGACCAGAAGGACUGGGUUGAGCGGCUGCUCGAUGUCGAGUUGGCCUACAACUCAUCUAUCCACCCGGCUAUCAGGAUGUCGCCCUUUGAGUUUGAGCACGGCUCGCCGGUCACUUCACCGUUGGACACUAUUACUCCACGAACGGUCGAGAGAGACGACCAUCUUCUUUUCUUGCGUCGAAUGCAAGAGCUUCUUGUCAAGGCACGCGAUCAGAUGGCUAAGACGCAGCAGCGCAUGAGCCAACAGGCCAAUCGCCAGCGUCUUCCUUGCCCAUUCUGCGCAGGCGACCUUGUUUGGGUUUCCGCAGCGGAAUUCAGCCUUGAACAAGACAUCUCUCGCAAGCUCCUCCCGAAAUGGAUGGGGCCUUGGCCGAUCGUAACGCCCGCUGGGGACGCACACGAGGGACCUUCCUUCACGAUUCAGCUGCCUGGCCACUUGCCGGUCUACCCAGUCUUUCAUUGCUCCAAGUUGGCUCUUUACACGCCAACGGAACAUGACGAUUUUCCCAGGAGACGUACGCAAGACCCACCUUCUAUGGACGGUUUUCAGGAGGUCAGCUACAUCAUCUCCCAGCGACGCUACGGCAACAAGCCAACUGAGUAUUUGGUGCACUUUGCAUACUGCACACACCGAGCCGACCGCUGGUUAACCCGUGCGGAACUUCAAGCAACAGCUCCAGACGUUCUCGCACGCUAUGAACGCAAGAUGCAAGGCAAGCCGGUUUCUUCGGUUCCACGCCGCGCCCGCGUCCAGGUUCCACCUUCAGAUCGUCGGCUUCGCCCUCGCCCCGGCUUGACUUCAUAAGGAGGGGGGGGUGUUACAUGCUGCGCCUGCACACGCAGGCCAUUUUCCAGGCCCUGAGCCCUUCAGCCAAAAAGCCUAGAAUUCAGCCUGAAAACAGGGGCCUACAGUCCCUGUGUCRUUUCAAACUAAAAAUGGCAAGAGCCUUUUUAGCCUGAAACAAAGGGCUAUUUUCGGU
Chara braunii is the source of this 1501-nucleotide messenger RNA. The record is from the annotation of a GenBank genome assembly. Lineage: Eukaryota; Viridiplantae; Streptophyta; Charophyceae; Charales; Characeae.